AUGGAGAAGAAGAACUCAAUCGUUGAAGAACACAAGGAAACAAUUAAAGCUGCUAUUUCAGUAUCCCCGAAAUAUCUGGAAUUAUAUCACGAUUCCAAUUUUACGGACAUUAAAUUAAUUAUUGGUGAUCGCAGUUUCUUAUGCCAUCGAAUAGUUUUAGCUGCAUGUAGUGAAUAUUUUUGCGCUAUGUUUACGAGUGAUUUUAAAGAAAAGAACGAAGUAGAUGUGAAUCUAGUAGAGAUUGAUCCUGUGAUAGCCUCUCUCGUUAUCAAGUACAUUUAUGGUCAUGAAUUAGAAUUGACACUAAUGGAAUUAUCGCGUGUUCAGGCGAUUUACGCACUAGCUUUGCAAUGGACAAUCAGGGAAUUACAGAAGCAAUGUCAUGAUUACUUUACUGCCAUCAUGAAUGCUGAAAAUUGCUGUCAACUAGCAAGUUUUGCCGAUUAUUAUCAUGCAGCAAAAUUAUGUGAUGAAAUUCUAGUUUAUAUAAGGGAAAAUUUCUUCGAAUGUAUAAAGGUUAAAUCGAUCAAAGAUCUUUCCUAUGAUUUACUUAUUCAAUUAAUACAAUGUGAUUAUCUUAAUGUGACAGAUGAAGAUUCUCUACUAGAAUCUAUCAGUAUCUGGAUUGAUUCAGAUAUAUCACAGAAGAAAAGAUAUCUCAUAUCUUUGUUAAGUAACUUACGCUUACCUUAUAUUUCGCCUGAGUCUUUAAUUGCAAUAGAAGAAAGAUAUAUUGAUGUCAUUGAAAAUUCGCUUGAAUAUUUAAAUAUGCUACGACGAGUUAAAAAUUACAGUCUCAUUCCAGAAAACUAUUUCGAUAAAUCAGCAAAACCCCGCAUGUACAUUAAAAAUGUUGAUUAUUGCGGCGUUACGUCCAUCCACAAAAGCGAUGCAAAAAAGAGACAGGAUUGCUUUAAUGUAUAUGGUAUCAUUAAUAAUAAACGUUAUCGACUUCAGCGCUUGGAUUCCAGUACUUUAGUUGAUGCCAGUAACAUCAAUCAAAUCGAGCGUGUACGCUUAUUAACCUAUGCGGCCGUCUGUGUAGGUCAUAAAAUCAUCGUAUUUGGAGGCGUUAAUGAAGAUAAGCAAGCUCUGGACUCUAUAGUCGCAUUCGAUGUCCGAAAAACUAAAUGGACAUGUCCUACGUGGGCUUUUGAAUUACCGGAACCUUUAGCUUACCUUGCAGCCUGCAUUUACAAGGAUGAUAUAUAUAUAAUGGGUGGCUUAAACAAGAAUAAUCAGUGUUCAAAUAAAGUAUGGAGACUAUGUAGGCAAAACAAGACUUGGGAAGCAGUAGCACCACUCAAUACUGCUCGUAAAUGCUGUCAAGUUGUCGUGGUAGAAAAUUUUAUUUACAUUGGUGGCGGUCUAGAUGAUAACGAGGACUUGAUUACGACAUUUGAAAGAUAUAAUCCUCUACUUAACACUUGGAAUAUUGUUUAUGAACUUAAAACUAUACAUCAUUCCAUUCGUUUAAUUUACGCUCGUAGUAAAUUAUUUAUCUAUCACAGUGAAAGUACUUACGACUGCUACAUGCAAAGCGCAGAUGGAAAAUGGUAUAAAGCUUCCGAACGCGAAAUUAGUGAAUGUAGUCGAGAAAUUCACGGUAUUGAUUACAUAACCGAUGGUUAUAUAGCCAUCGACCAAAAGAUGAAUGGAUAUGGCUUCUUUAUUCCACGUUGUAAAUAG
This is a messenger RNA of Trichoplax adhaerens, 1689 nucleotides long. RefSeq lists its product as uncharacterized. The transcript has 2 exons. NCBI's taxonomy places the organism in Eukaryota, Metazoa, Placozoa, Uniplacotomia, Trichoplacea, Trichoplacidae. Gene Ontology annotation, molecular function: protein binding. The coding region runs from base 1 to 1689 and encodes 562 amino acids. The record is from RefSeq and is a predicted model, not a curated record.